CUUCCGCCGCAUUCGAACUCCCCAGCGCUGUCGGACCCGUUCCCUCGCCCGCUCGGCCCACGCGAGUCCCCUCCCCUCUCUCCCAUUCCUGGAUCUUCCGCAGCCUCGGUCCCGCGAGACUCCCCAGCCCCCGAGCGCCUCCAGACCCCACGGGAAGCCCUCGCCCCUUUCGGGAGGAGCCCCGCCCCAGACGCGCGGAGUGACCCCUCCCGCCCCUCUCUGCGCGCAGGCGCAGGGUAGACGGGCCGCGGCCCGCACCCCCACCCUGGCGGCUGAGAGGCGGGGCGCGGCUGGUCCGGGGCGGCCGCGGCUCCAUGGGGCUCCUGGGGCUCCUGGGCCUGCUGCACUCGGCCUUCUUCGGGGACCAGACGCUGCAGGAGCUGAAGAUGACGAGCUCCGUGGCAUCCUACGAGCAGCUGGUGCGGCAGGUGGAGGCCUUGAAGGCUGAGAACAGCCACCUGAGGCAGGAGCUCCGGGACAACUCCAGCCACCUGUCCAAGCUGCAGACAGAGACGUCGGGCAUGAAGGAAGUCUUGAAGCAUCUACAGGGGAAGCUGGAGCAGGAGGCCCGAGUGUUGGUGUCCUCGGGACAGACGGAGGUGCUAGAGCAGCUGAAGGCCCUGCAGAUGGACAUCACCAGCCUGUACAACCUCAAAUUCCAGCCGCCCGCCCUGGGCCCGGAGCCUGCCGCCCGGACCCCGGAGGGCAGCCCGGUACAUGGCCCCGGGCCCUCUAAAGACAGCUUUGGGGAGCUGAGCCGGGCCACCAUCCGGCUGCUGGAGGAACUGGACCGGGAACGGUGUUUCCUGCUGAAUGAGAUUGAGAAGGAGGAGAAGGAGAAGCUCUGGUACUACUCUCAGCUGCAGGGCCUGUCCAAGCGCCUGGACGAGCUGCCGCACGUGGAGACACAGUUCUCGAUGCAGAUGGACCUGAUACGGCAGCAGCUGGAGUUCGAGGCCCAGCACAUCCGCUCGCUGAUGGAGGAGCGCUUUGGCACCUCGGACGAGAUGGUGCAGCGGGCGCAGAUCCGUGCCUCACGCCUGGAGCAGAUUGACAAGGAGCUGCUGGAGGCACAGGACCGAGUGCAGCAGACGGAGCCCCAGGCCUUGCUGGCGGUGAAGUCGGUGCCGGUGGACGAGGAUCCCGAGACAGAGGUCCCCACACACCCAGAAGAUGGCACCCCUCAGCCAGGCAACAGCAAGGUGGAGGUGGUCUUCUGGCUCUUGUCCAUGUUGGCGACACGCGACCAGGAGGAUACGGCGCGCACGCUGCUGGCCAUGUCCAGCUCGCCGGAGAGCUGCGUGGCCAUGCGCCGCUCGGGCUGCCUGCCGCUGCUGCUGCAAAUCCUCCACGGCACCGGCACCGAGGCCGGGGGUCGCGCCGGGGCUCCAGGGGCACCGGGCGCCAAGGACGCACGCAUGCGUGCCAAUGCGGCGCUGCACAACAUCGUCUUCUCGCAGCCGGACCAGGGGCUGGCGCGCAAGGAGAUGCGCGUCCUGCACGUGCUGGAGCAGAUCCGCGCCUACUGCGAGACGUGCUGGGACUGGCUGCAGGCCCGGGAGGGCGGGCCCGAGGGAGGGGGAGGCGGAGGCGGCGGCGGCGGCGGCGGCGCCAGUGGCGCCCCGGUCCCCAUCGAGCCACAGAUCUGCCAGGCCACCUGUGCAGUGAUGAAGCUGUCCUUUGACGAGGAAUACCGCCGUGCCAUGAACGAGUUAGGCGGGCUGCAGGCCGUGGCGGAGCUGCUGCAGGUCGACUACGAGAUGCACAAGAUGACCCGGGACCCGCUGAACCUGGCGCUGCGCCGCUACGCGGGCAUGACCCUUACCAACCUCACUUUCGGGGACGUGGCCAACAAGGCCACACUGUGUGCGCGCCGGGGCUGCAUGGAGGCCAUCGUGGCCCAGCUGGCCUCAGACAGUGAGGAGCUCCACCAGGUGGUGUCCAGCAUCCUCCGCAACCUCUCCUGGCGGGCCGACAUCAACAGCAAGAAGGUGCUGAGGGAGGCGGGCAGUGUGGCCGCCCUGGUGCAGUGUGUCCUACGGGCCACCAAGGAGUCCACUCUGAAGAGCGUGCUCAGUGCCCUGUGGAACCUGUCUGCGCACAGCACGGAGAACAAGGCGGCCAUCUGCCAGGUGGACGGUGCCCUGGGCUUCCUGGUGAGCACCCUGACCUACAAGUGCCAGAGCAACUCGCUGGCCAUCAUCGAGAGCGGUGGUGGCAUCCUGCGCAACGUGUCCAGCCUAAUUGCCACCCGCGAGGACUACAGGCAGGUGCUCCGGGAUCACAACUGUCUGCAGACGCUGCUGCAGCACCUGACCUCGCACAGCCUGACCAUCGUGAGCAACGCGUGCGGCACACUCUGGAACCUGUCGGCCCGCAGCGCGCGUGACCAGGAGCUGCUGUGGGACCUGGGCGCCGUUGGCAUGCUGCGGAACCUGGUGCACUCCAAACACAAGAUGAUCGCCAUGGGCAGCGCCGCCGCCCUGCGCAACCUGCUGGCCCACCGGCCCGCCAAGCACCAGGCGGCCGCCACCGCCGUGUCCCCGGGCAGCUGCGUGCCCAGCCUGUACGUGCGCAAGCAGCGGGCGCUGGAGGCCGAACUGGACGCGCGGCACCUGGCGCAGGCGCUGGAGCACCUGGAGAAGCAGGGCCUGCCCGCCGCCGACGCUGCUGCUAAGAAGCCGCUGCCACCCCUGCGGCACCUGGACGGCCUGGCUCAAGACUAUGCUUCCGACUCGGGCUGCUUUGACGACGACGACGCACCGUCAUCCCUAGCUGCGGCUGCGGCCACUGCGGAGCCGGCCAGCCCCGCAGCACUGUCACUCUUUCUGGGCAGCCCCUUCCUGCAGGGGCAGGCGCUGGCCCGCACCCCGCCCACGCGCCGCGGUGGCACGGAGGCGGAGAAGGAGGCCAGUGGGGAGGCGGCCGUGGCGGCCAAGGCCAAGGCCAAGCUGGCGCUUGCAGUGGCGCGCAUCGACCAGCUGGUAGAGGACAUCUCCGCCCUGCACACCUCCUCCGACGACAGCUUCAGCCUCAGCUCUGGGGACCCCGGGCAGGAGGCGCCACGGGAGGGCCGUGCCCAGUCUUGCUCGCCAUGCCGCGGUCCCGAGGGCGGGCGGCGGGACGCAGGCAACCGGGGACACCGGCUGCUGCGGCUCAAAGCGGCCCACGCCAGCCUCUCCAACGACAGCCUCAACAGCGGCAGUGCCAGCGACGGGUACUGCCCACGCGAGCACAUGCAGCCCUGCCCGCUGGCCGCACUGGCUUCGCGCCGCGAGGACCCCAGGUGUGGGCAGCCUCGGCCCAGCCGGCUUGACCUUGACCUGCCAGGCAGCCAGGCCGAGGCCCCCGCCAGGGAGGCCGCAUCCGGCGACGCCCGUGUGUGUACCAUCAAGCUGUCGCCCACCUACCAGCACGUGCCGCUGCUCGAGGGUGCCACAAGGGCGGGUGUAGAGCCCCUCACGGGGACUGGGACCCUUCCAGGGGCCCGAAAGCAGGCCUGGCUGCCGGCAGACCCUCUGAGCAAGGUUCCCGAGAAGCUGGCGGCGGCCCCACUGUCCGCUGCCAGUAAGGCACUGCAGAAGCUGGUAGCGCAGGAGGCGCCGCUCUCGCUGUCCCGAUGCAGCUCCCUGUCCUCGCUGUCCUCGGCAGGUCGCCCAGGCCCCAGUGAGGGGGGUGACCUGGACGACACUGACUCCUCCCUGGAGGGACUGGAGGAGGCAGGCCCCGGCGAGGCUGAGCUGGACGGUGCGUGGACAGCGCCCGGGGCUGCCUCCCUGCCCGUAGCCAUCCCGGCUCCCCGGCGUAACCGAGGCCGGGGCCUGGGGGUGGAGGACGCCACGCCGUCCAGCUCGUCGGAGAACUACGUGCAGGAGACGCCACUGGUGCUCAGCCGCUGCAGCUCUGUGAGCUCGCUGGGCAGCUUCGAGAGCCCGUCCAUAGCCAGCUCCAUCCCCAGUGACCCCUGCAGCGGGCAGGGCAGCGGCACCAUCAGCCCUAGCGAGCUGCCCGACAGCCCUGGGCAGACCAUGCCGCCCAGCCGGAGCAAGACGCCGCCGCUGGCGCCCGCGCCGGCAGGUCCCCCCGAGGCCAGCCAGUUCAGCCUGCAGUGGGAGAGCUACGUGAAGCGCUUCCUGGACAUUGCGGACUGCCGCGAGCGCUGCCGGCUCCCGUCGGAGCUGGACGCCGGCAGCGUGCGCUUCACCGUGGAGAAGCCGGAUGAGAACUUCUCGUGCGCCUCCAGCCUCAGCGCACUGGCCCUGCACGAGCACUAUGUCCAGCAGGACGUGGAGCUGCGGCUGCUGCCCUCGGCCUGCCCGGAACGCGGUGGGGGUGCGGGGGGCGCCGGCCUCCACUUCGCGGGGCACCGCCGGCGGGAAGAGGGGCCGGCGCCCACGGGCUCUCGACCCCGCGGGGCCGCGGACCAGGAGCUGGAGCUGCUGCGGGAGUGCCUGGGGGCCGCCGUGCCUGCCCGGCUGCGCAAGGUGGCCUCCGCGCUGGUGCCAGGUCGCCGCGCGCUGCCCGUGCCCGUCUACAUGUUGGUGCCCGCUCCGGCCCCGGCCCGGGCCCAGGAGGACGACUCCUGCACCGACUCCGCGGAGGGCACGCCGGUCAACUUCUCCAGCGCCGCCUCCCUCAGCGACGAAACGCUGCAGGGACCCCCCAGAGACCAGCCUGGGGGACCAGCGGGCAGGCAGAGACCCACCAGCCGCCCCACCUCGGCCAAGCAGCCCGGGGGGCACCGGCACAAGGCGGGAGGCGCCGGCCGCAGCGCGGAGCAGGCCCAGGGUGCGGGCAAGAACCGAGCAGGGCUGGAGCUGCCCCUGGGCCGGCCCCCGAGCACCCCCGCAUACAAGGACGGCGCAAAGCCCAGCCGGACCCGCGGGGAUGGGGCACUCCAGUCGCUGUGCCUCACGACGCCCACGGAGGAGGCCGUGUACUGCUUUUACGGCAAUGACUCCGACGAGGAGCCCCCGGCGGCCGCACCAACGCCCAUUCACCGGCGCGCAUCGGCCAUUCCCCGCGCGCUCACGCGGGAGCGCCCGCACGGUCGGGAGGCCCACGCCCCGUCCAAGGCAGCACCGUCUGCCCUGCCGCCCGCCCGGGCCCAGCCCAGCCUCAUCGCAGACGAGACCCCGCCCUGCUACUCCCUGAGCUCCUCGGCCAGCUCCCUCAGUGAGCCCGAGCCCCCGGAGACAUCGGCGCCGCCGGCCGGCCGGCCACGAGACAGGGAGCCUUCGAUCACCAAGGACCCGGGCCCGGGAGGCAGCCUUGACAGCUCGCCUAGCCCUCGGGCCGCGGAGGAGCUGCUGCAGCACUGCAUCAGCUCGGCCCUGCCCAGACGCCGGCCUCCCGUGUCCGCCCUGCGGCGCCGCAAGCCCCGCACCACGCGGCUGGAUGAGCGGCCCGCAGAGGGAUCCCAGGAGCGCGGCGAGGAGGCAGCGGGCUCGGACCGGGCCUCAGACCUGGACAGCGUGGAGUGGCGAGCCAUCCAGGAGGGCGCCAACUCCAUCGUCACGUGGCUGCACCAGGCGGCGGCUGCCACGCGCGAGGCCUCGUCUGAGUCUGACUCUAUCCUGUCCUUCGUAUCUGGGCUGUCGGUGGGCUCCACCCUGCAGCCCUCCAAGCACAGGAAGGGACGACAGGCGGGGGGCGAAACCGGCAAUACCCGGCGGCCAGAGAAACGGGGCACAGCCUCAGCCAAGACUAGCGGGAGCUCCCGUUCCUCUGCGGGCCCCGAGAAGCCACGUGGCACACAGAAGACCACGCCCGGGGUGCCCGCUGUGCUCCGGGGACGAACAGUCAUCUAUGUGCCCAGCCCAGCACCCCGGGCCCAGCCCAAAGGGACCCCCGGCCCCCGCACCACACCGCGGAAGGUGGCGCCGCCUUGCCUGGCACAGCCCGCGGCUCCAGCCAAAGUCCCCAGCCCCGGACAGCAGCGGUCAAGGAGCCUACACCGGCCCGGCAAGACCUCGGAGCUGGCGACGCUGAGCCAACCGCCCAGGAGCGCCACACCACCCGCCCGCCUCGCCAAGACCCCCUCCUCCAGCUCCUCCCAGACCUCGCCCGCCUCCCAGCCCCUGCCCAGAAAGCGCCCCCAAGUCACCCAGGCUGCCGGGCCUGUACCCGGCCCCGGGACCUCCCCAGUGCCCAAGACGCCGGCACGCACCCUGUUGGCGAAGCAGCACAAGACACAGAGGUCGCCCGUGCGGAUCCCGUUCAUGCAGAGGCCAGCCCGGCGGGGGCCGCCAGCGCUGGCUCGCGCAGUCCCGGAGCCGGGCCCCAGGGGCCGGGCGGGGGCCGAGGCGGGCCCGGGGACGCGCGGGGGCCGCCUGGGCCUCGUGCGCGUGGCCUCGGCCCUCUCCAGCGGCAGCGAGUCCUCCGACCGCUCCGGCUUCCGGCGACAACUGACCUUCAUCAAGGAGUCGCCCGGCUUGCGGCGCCGCCGCUCGGAGCUGUCCUCGGCCGAGUCCGCGGCCUCUGCACCCCAGGGCGCCUCGCCCCGCCGCGGCCGACCCGCGCUGCCCGCCGUCUUCCUCUGCUCCUCGCGAUGCGAAGAGCUCCGAACGGCGCCCCGGCAGGCCGCGGCCCCGCAGCGGCCCCCCGUGACCCGACCCGGCCCCGGCGAGCGCCCCGCCCGGCGCACCAGCUCGGAGAGCCCGUCCCGCCUGCCCGUGCGCGCGCCCGCCGCCCGGCCCGAGACGGUCAAGCGCUACGCGUCGCUGCCGCACAUCAGCGUGGCCCGCAGGCCCGACAGCGCGGCCCCCGCCGCCGCCGCCGCCGCCCCCGCCCCCGCCGACGCCGCGCGCCGCAGCAGCGACGGGGAGCCCCGGCCGCUCCCCAGAGUGGCCGCGCCAGGCACGACGUGGCGGCGCAUCCGAGACGAGGACGUGCCCCACAUCCUUCGCAGCACGCUGCCGGCCACCGCCCUGCCCCUGCGAAGCUCCACGCCCGAGGACGCCCCGGCUGCGCCCCCGCCGCGCAAGACCAGCGACGCCGUCGUCCAGACAGAGGAGGUCGCCGCCCCCAAGACCAACUCCAGCACGUCCCCGAGCCUGGAGAGCAGGGAGCACCCCGGAGUCCCCGCCGGCGCCCCGCUCCCCCUCCUCGGCAGCGACGUGGACGGGCCAAGCCUCGCCAAGGCUCCCAUCUCCGCACCCCUCGUGCACGAGGGCCUGGGGGUUGCCGUAGGGGGCUUCCCCGCCAGUCGGCACGGCUCCCCCAGCCGCUCGGCCCGAGUACCCCCCUUCAAUUAUGUGCCCAGCCCCAUGGUGGCUGCAGCCACCACCGACUCAGCCGCGGAGAAAGCCCCGGCCACCGCCUCGGCCAGCCUCCUGGAAUAGUGGCCUAGGCCGGCUUUCUGGAACGUUCUCUCCCGGCCCUGCGUCCGGGUCUGGCUGCCCCAUGGGCCUGCGCCGUAGAUGCCCCCCGUAGGUCGCCCCAGGGCCUCUGCCCAGCCGAGCCCCACCACCCUCUGAGCCCACGCCCAGCCCAUGGGGGCUUCGCGCCUCACCGGAAGACCUUGCCUCUGUGCCGUGGGGUCGAAGUCCCGGCCGUGAGGCGCUGGCACGGGCGUCCUGGCCCAGCUCUGAGCGCGCGGCCCUUCCCCUGUCGGGAGCCGUCGCCUGACCCCGGGCGAGGGAGGGGCGGCCUCCGGGUCUGGGUCCCGGUCCGCUGCUUCCGAAGGGGUAGCACUGGGAAGGUGCCGGCGCCCGCCGCAGGUGGGGCGAGGCUGGUAGAGGGCGGCGCCUGCCAGCUGGGGGCCUCCACGGCGCGCAGGGGCGAAGCCUGUAAUCGCGGCAGCCGCGGCUAAUUCGCUAAUGAGGGCUUUGCAGGGUUUGUUUUCAUCUUCAGCCCCAGCUGCCGGAGUGCGGGGUGGGGGUGUGGCCGAGCCCCGGCGGGAAGCCCCGCCCAGACGGUGUUCAGGGAACCCUGACAGCUCCCCCGUGGAGCCGAGAGGGUGGGGGUGGGAAGGGCAGGGGCCAACAGAUCCCCAUGCCUGCCGCACUCCCUGGCGGAAGACUGGAAGGCAGGGGGCUGCGCACGAUGGGAGAGGACCCUGGUGCGGACGGCGGGACGGCUGACAUUUAGACCCCAGAGGGGAUGCUGGAUGCCAGCUGGGGCGACCCCAGGGGUCGCUGGGGUCAGAUCGUCCCGACCUAGCCCAGCCGCCGCGGGCGAGACCAAUGGGAAGGAGACUGAGGCCUUGGGCUCGGCGCCCGCGCUGGACUCUACCCAGCGGAGACUGCACUUUACGGAGACCACCACGUGUGGGCGCGGUCAGUGCCCAGGACUGCGCCGUUGCUGACGUUGUCCGCUUUCUGUUCCCUUGCGGCUCUUGAUGCGUAAAUCGUACGCCCUAGGACUCGGGACAGCACAGCUGGGGCGGGGGCACCGGGACUCUGGGACGAGGAGGGAGGUCCGGGGGCCUCCCCGCAGGCGAACACCUGGCUGGAGAGUAUCUGGUGCCAAAUGAGACGAAAGCUGGCAGAGGGGCCUGGGGGCUCAGGUGCUUCGGCCCCUGGCAGUGGAGCCUGGAGCUGGGCCUUGUGCAUGGGGCGGGACUCUGGGACUGGGGCGACGCCUCGUCCUGCAGAGGGAGCCAACGACCUCUCUUCUGCAGAAUCCCAGCUCGGGCAGGCGCUGCCUUCACGCGCGGAUCUGCCCGGGCCGAGGGCACACGCUCACUGCCCCACGGGCCUUCUCCGGGAGGAGGGAAGCAGAGUUUGAGGGUUGGGCAGAUGGAAACCCCGGCCCGGUCACGGAUACCACCAUCCCUCCGAACCCGUUCCCAGCAUGCACGGGGCCAGCUUUCUGGCAGGAGGAGCUGUCCUCAACUCACGGCUGCUGAGUGAAGUGGACCCUAGCCUGUAACCCCAGUUAACGCUGCUCCUUCUCUGUCACGCUGCAUCCUGUGCUCUGGGCCCGCGCCCUGCCUAAGUCACCGAGUGGGCACCACCAGGCAGGUGCUAGAGGUGCCAAACACUCCCCCUAAAACGCCGCGGCAGGCGAGGCUGCGCCUGUCGCGUUCUGGGCGAAGAGGAGGCCGCAGGUGCCGGAACAGAAAGCGGAGAGAAUGCAGGCUGAGUGGGGCGACCUCCCACCCCCUCUUCAGGACAUGGGAGGUGGGGGGGAUCUAACUUGCUGUCCCCAUCCAUGGCUUUAGGGGGACCCUGGUGGUCUCUUCCGAGCUUUUGGAGUUGGGGAUGCCAAACGUGCUCACCUUCACCCCAGUGGGCCUCGUCCCACAUGGCCAGAGGGUAGGGAAACUGCAGACAACACCAGGUCGCUGGUGGCAGGGCCAGGUUGUGCAGGGACGAGGUGCGGCACGGCCCUCCCACGCACUGUGAGACCCUGGGUGGUGCUCUCCCGGCUGCGUGCCUGUUUCCCCAAGUGGGCCGUGGGGAACUCCCAGAGCUACCUCUUGGACAGGCAUGGUGGCGGCGAUGAUAGGGGAGCCGCCUGGUGCUCACAGAACUUGAGUCUGGCUGGACCCUGCCGGUGCUGCCUCCCCUCUGACCAGCCCCGGGCACCUACUUCCUCCAAGGCUGAGCCAGAGGACAAGACCCACCUUGCCCGGCAGCAGGGUGCGCAGCAUGGCUGCUGGCCCUGUCUCCCACCCUCACCCCAAGUCCUGAGCUCACUUCUGCCUUCUGCAUCCCCUGCCUCCGAGGCCACAGCCACCUCAAGGCCUGGUCUUGGCUGUCUCCAGGAGGGGACAGGCAGCCAGCGGUCUCUGGACAAUCAGGUCCAGGUGGGAGCAGGACCCAAAUGAUGCCCACCUCAAGGCUUCCAUUCCAUUGCGGCCCCUGCCUGCCACCCGGCUUCCCUGCACCAGGGUGACAAGGGGUCCAUCUGCCCCCCAACACUCUGGGGCCAGUCCUAAGAAAUGGAGGGUGUCAGGCUGCGGGGCCAGGAUGCAGGGAGGGUGGAGGCAUCCUGAGGAUGACAGUGACCACCACCGGCCCCCCAACACCGCCACAAGUGGGUGCUGAACUCGGGACACGUGCCCCCCAGCAUGGGCCGCCCGAGCUCUGACAGCAUUACCUCACCCCGCCCCAGCUGUUGCCCCAGCCCAGCCCCCACGACGCGCCUGGUCUGUCUCAGAGUCCCCUAGCCGCCGCCCCAUGUUUCUAUACCGGGUCUCUGCAGUGUUAAAUACACGUGUAAAUAGUGACAGCCUGUCCUCCCCUAAAUGUAAAGCCAUCUGUCCAGCGUAAGGAUGACACCCCGUCAGCUGUCUGACUCCUGCACACACACCUUUAAUAAACUGAGCUGUUGAAUUGCC
This is a messenger RNA of Saimiri boliviensis boliviensis (Bolivian squirrel monkey), 10288 nucleotides long. RefSeq names its product APC regulator of WNT signaling pathway 2 (gene APC2). Gene Ontology annotation, cellular component: beta-catenin destruction complex; catenin complex; cytoplasmic microtubule. NCBI's taxonomy places the organism in Eukaryota, Metazoa, Chordata, Mammalia, Primates, Cebidae. Gene Ontology annotation, biological process: nervous system development; cell migration; pattern specification process. Gene Ontology annotation, molecular function: beta-catenin binding; microtubule binding; gamma-catenin binding. The record is from RefSeq and is a predicted model, not a curated record.